UGCGCAUGCGCUCUUUAGUCGUCCAUCGACGAAGCAAACGAAAUGGCGGCCACCAACUCAAUCGAGGAAUUGUUGUCGUCUGAGGUGGACGAGAACGAAGUAAGUGCCUUAGUUGGGAGCCUAGAGUCGAGGCUGGCCUCGCCUACCCACAAGGAGUCGUCGCAGGAUGUAUCGGACAGUGUAGUUGUUCCCAUUACUGCUCCUGCGACGACGGACCGUGUUGGGAGCAACGGGAAUUCUGGUGCUACUAGCAAUAGCAAUGUUGGUGGAAGUGGUGCCACGAAAAGCACUGGAAAUACAACUGGUAUCGGAGCGACUGGCACCAAUCACAUCAACAACACUGCUACAUCGUGUGUCGGAGCAAACCUGGGAAUCGGUCCUGCCACGGCCCCCACCGUCGUGACUGUGGCAGCGUCAUCGCAACCCGCUUCGUCCACCGUCAGUGCCCCAUUCGCAUCUAUCCAGGCUGUCAGUCAAGGACAGAAGGGCAUCCCCUUGGUAACAGCAGGCGGACCCCAAAUGAACAAAAACACAGCACCAAUUUCCAAAGCACCUAUGGAUACCCAAAUUAUCGGCAUCAGUUCCAUCCUAAGUCCUACAAACGCGACAGUAACGGGCACUGGAGCCGGUGGUGUAGUUGGCACUGGGUCACCUGCUUGUGGAGCUACUACCGUACCAGGAGCAAGUGGUGUCUCUCUACUGAAUGUUAACACUCCAAAUACUGUGCAAAUCCCAACCAACAGCGGCAAAAUCGGAAAUACACAGACAAUUCGAAUCAUUACUCAAACAUCGUCGGUUGCAAACACCAACAACUCGAACCCAAAUGUUCCCUAUGUACAUCCAAUUGCGAGGCCACUGGGACCAACUCAACCACAACCUGUCCAGCAUCAAGUUGUAACGACAGACAGUAAUGGAGCGGCAACAGCUGUGCAGAAAAACACUGCUACCUCCGGCGUGGUCACCAACCAAACGAACCAAACAACAAACAGUGCUAUUUAUAAUCUGGCUACAAUUGCCGCCGAACGGAAACCUCUGAUGGUCCCACAUAUGACUGUCCAACAGACUAAGUCAAUGCAAACUGCUAAUCGAAUGACUGUCCGCGAGCAGAUUGACCAGAGGCAGGACAAAACUGGAGGACAGAAGAUUACAACUACCACCACCACGACUCCACCAGUUACUUCAACACCAAUUAUGAAACCCGAUCAAAGUACUGGCCACUUUGUUAUUAAGGAUACAACACGUAAUAUCACCACAGCAUCACCUAAAACAGAGAUAACCUGUUCUAGGGACACGAUGGCCCGUGUCACCUCGUCUGUUGUCACCUCAACACAGCAGAAUCUACAGAACGUACACAUAGUGAAGGGUUUGUCUCAACAAGUCAACCCUAAUGUCAUCACAGUUUCACGAACCCAACCUCAAGUCAGCAUGGUUCAACCUCAAAUACUCACCAAUAAUGCCACCCAAAUGAGAAUUGUAACUCUGAACAAUCAGAAUAUCCACACAUCUCGAGCUCUAACCGUAAAUGCUGGAAGUCUUGGCAAAACGACCAACAACCGUGUAGGGGCGGUUCGUAUAAAUACUUCACAACCAUCACAACAGAUCAACAUCGCCCCACGACCAGGAGGAACGAAUGCCAUUACUUUACCCACAAGCAUUCAGCUUCAACCCGGCACCGUAUUGGUGAAAAACGAACAAGGCCAAUUAGUUUUGGUUCAUGCGAGUCAGUCGAGUGUUCUACAACCACAGACAUCUACCAAUACUACUGUUUUACCAGGGAAACUGCAAAAUGUCAAGCCAAUGUGCAAUCAAGGUCAACCUCGACAGCCAACCUCCACUCCAACUAUUCUUACAAUCCAGCAACCGCAAGGACAAGCGACUACGUCCAGCCAUCACACAGUUCUGCGACAAACUGUCCCAGUUAACCACAAUCCUGUACAGGUGUCACCUGUCACUCAAAACAGUACAGGCUCAACAACCACAAUGCCAAGCACCAUACCUGUCGGACAUAAUCAGGCCAGCAAUGUAUUACCAAAUCAGAACAGCAAUAUGAUUGAUAACGUUCGGAAAUGUAAGAAUUUCAUGGCAACACUGCUGAAAUUAGCUUCUAAUCAGCGUCCUGAAACAAUCUUCAACGUGCGUGAGCUCAUCCAGGGACUGAUUGAUGGAAAAGUUGACCCCGAAAGUUUCACAGAGAAACUUCAAAUUGAACUGCAGUCUUCACCUCAACCUUGUUUGGUCCCUUUCUUGAAAAAAAGUUUACCUCUGUUGAGGCAUUCUCUCUACAUGAAUAAAAUGUCCAUUGAUGGGGUGCGUCCCCCUCCUCCUGAAGUGAUCCGGGUUCAGACCAUGUGUUCGGUGCCUAAUACAACUGUUAUGACACACACAAAACAGAACGUACACAGCCACACCCACAACAGAAUGACUCAUGUGACCACAGCCAAUCGCAUGACCACCCAGCCUCAGGUCCAUGGCGUUAUGUCAGGUGGACACAUUCAUCAACCCACUCAGACUAUCAUCAAACAGGUAUGCCCAGGUGGUCAAAUUGGCCAUGUCCAGGUACGUGGUGGUCAAGCUAAGAUGACAACGACAACCGUCGGUCACCCUGGCAUCACUGUCACCAAAUCUAACCUUGGUACAAUGACCACUGUUGGGAGGACCAACCUUCUCAACACAUUGCCUACAUCUACCACUAAUCUUCAAUCCCACAUGCAGAUCAAGAAAGAGACGUUGGCCCCGCACAAGGAAAAACGGAAAUACGAGUCUCUGAAAGAUGACGAUGACAUCAAUGAUGUAGCAACGAUGGGUGGGGUCAACCUGUCAGAGGAAACUCGCAAUAUCAUGGCUACCAAUGCUGACUUCAUUGGGACCCAGAUUCGGUCUUGUAAAGACGAAUGUUUUCUUUAUCACAGCCCACUCUUAAGUAGAAUCAGCUCAAUUGCCAAGAAAUACGGUGUUGAAGAGGUACCUUCCGAUGUUGCUAACAUUGUAUCACAUGCAACCCAAGAACGAUUGCGAGAUUUCAUUGAAAAAUUAUCUACGAUUGCUGAACACAGAACAGAAAUAUACAAAAUGGACAGCAGGUAUGAGGUGAAAAAUGAUGUCAGAUCAAUAUUGAAACAUUUUGAAGAACUUGAGCGACUUGAAAAGAAGAGACAUGAAGAACAGGAGCGAGAAAUGUUACUAAGGGUUGCUAAGAGUCGGUCAAAACAUGAAGAUCCAGAACAGUUGAAACUAAAGCAGAAAGCUAAGGAGUUACAACUGGCAGAGAUGGAAGAGAUGAGGCAACGAGAGGCCAACAUUACAGCCUUAGCAGCCAUUGGUCCCAGAAAGAAGCGGAAAACAGAAGCAGGAGACUCGAAUCAGACUGGCUCAUCAACAUCUCUCACAAAUGGUGGAGUAAGUUCAUCUUCAGUUCGACCUGUUGUGUCCCGGCCACGUAUCAAACGUGUCAACCUGAGAGAUUUGCUAUUUUUGAUGGAACAAGACAAAUCUUUAUGCAGAUCAACGCUGAUGUAUAAAUCAUUUUUUAAGUGACCUCUUCUUUACCACAACCACUACAACUACUACUACUACUACUAUUAAACACUGUUACCACCACUACUACUAAACACCAAGCGACACCCUCCUCCCCCCAUACCAUCGCACCUCAUUCCCCCCAUGACCCUCUCAACUGGACUGACUACAGCUUUCCCGACCCCCCAAACUCUCCCUGUGUUGGUGUGUUAAGUGACUUCUUACACUUUCAUCCUUUCAAAGAGGAAGAGAGUAUGAGAGAAGGGGGCAAGGGGCAGAAAGAGGGGUAGCAAGAGGAGGAGGAGGCAGACGAGGAAUGUGAUUUUGACCCCAACUGAAAUUUAGUCCACUGCACCCUCACCACCACCACCACCCCCAUCAUCAUCAUCAUCAUCAUCACCGCCACCUUCACCAUUGCAUGCCAUCAGCAUCACCACCAGCACCACAAAACCAACAUCAUUGCACCUUUUUUCACUCAUUAUUUCAUUAUCACUGAGUACAGGGGUGGGGGAGGGUUUGUGUUUUUUGGGGUGGUAGAGUAGGGUGGGGUAAGUUGUUACCCCAGCAACCAUAACAACAACACAUUAAAUUGUGGAAAAAAUGGUUCUAUCCUUUGAUCAUCUUCCCUGAACUCACCCCUGCUUCAUAAUAAUAAUAAUAAUAAUAAUUAUACUAUGGCAGUGCUCUAGAAUAGUCGUCACAACUAAACCAGUUUUGUUAGUGAAUGCCUGGUGUAUUACUGGUAUUUAUUUUGGGAUUGCCAGGAAUACAAAAUACAACUACUAUGUUUUGGCUCUCUUCACCUUCCUCAACCAAUAAUAAUAAUAAUAAUAACUGAGGUGAGUGUACUCCAUAGAGUACAAUGCAGACAUCCUUUUCGCCUCUCUGUACUCUGUUGUCAAUAACUAUUUCAGAACUCUGGAUGUGCCACACUGGACAAGCAAGGAGUUGGGGGUUCAAAUCACUCUCAUCAUUAUGUUUGUCACACUUAUCUGUUUCUAGCACAGUCUUUGUAGCUGUAAGUAGGUACCACCAUACGCUAUGGUUUAUAGUCCACUGCAGCAGAUGACCAACCAUUUAUGUAACGAUUUUAGAAAAACAACUCGUUAACUGUGCCGACAUUGUUAAUAAUUACAUGAACACCAUUUAUCAAUGUAAACUUGGUUUGAGUUUCACCCACUUGGCUCUGCGCUACCACCUUGACUACAGCACUACCCUGCACCAAACUGCUCCAUUGUAUCAGACUAAAAGAGACCCUAUCCUUUUCUCUCUUUUAUUGAAUCCCUUAAUCCCCUUUAUUGGUGUAGUUGUAGAAGCCAGUUUGUAAACCCUUUUCCUUCUUUACUGGAUCAAUGAUGACAAUAAUAAUAAUAAUAAUGGAAUUCCUCUUUAUUGCUACUGUUGUUGCUGUCAGCCGUUCAGUACAUGGAGCUGUUGUUGUUGGUGGUGGUAAUUGUGAACAUUCGGUGGAUGACACCAUACUAGUGGUACCUGCUUAGAGAUCAAAGUUGUCCUGUCUUCUUUCCUCCAGAUUAUAUCACCCCAAGAUGUCCAUCUCCCUUUUAAGACAAAAGGGUGUGAUUUGAGAUAUAUUUAGCUGCCAUUUGUAGCAAGUCAAACGACCAUGUAGAGACUCCCUCCCUGACACUUAGAAGUCACCACUGAUGUGUUUGUGCUUGGUGUUGGAGAAGGCAUCCAGUCAUA
Octopus sinensis (East Asian common octopus) is the source of this 5217-nucleotide messenger RNA. RefSeq names its product transcription initiation factor TFIID subunit 4. Gene Ontology annotation, biological process: DNA-templated transcription; transcription initiation at RNA polymerase II promoter. Lineage: Eukaryota; Metazoa; Mollusca; Cephalopoda; Octopoda; Octopodidae. The record is from RefSeq and is a predicted model, not a curated record. The transcript has 14 exons. Bases 43 to 3534 code for a protein of 1163 amino acids. Gene Ontology annotation, cellular component: transcription factor TFIID complex. Gene Ontology annotation, molecular function: RNA polymerase II general transcription initiation factor activity; protein heterodimerization activity; DNA binding.